This is a messenger RNA of Medioppia subpectinata, 4281 nucleotides long. Lineage: Eukaryota; Metazoa; Arthropoda; Arachnida; Sarcoptiformes; Oppiidae. The record is from the annotation of a GenBank genome assembly.
CCUGAAUUGGAGCAAUACGUCGGCGAAUGCGUGUACGACAGGAAACUGUACCCGAAGUUGACGGCCACCGACGCCGAGAAGUAUACGAUUCACUCGUGUGAAUGCGGCGACUGUUUCGACGAGAGGGACGAGUGCUGUACGGCUGUCAUCGGCUUCCCGAUGGUCUACGACCGGAAGGGUUUGCUUCGGAAGAAUAUUCUACAAGAAAUCGCUAAUCCAGUGAUCUUCGAGUGUAAUGACAAGUGCAAGUGCGGCGCCGAUUGUCCCAAUCGUGUGAUACAACGCGGCCGUCAGUAUCGGCUGGAGAUCUAUCGGCCGCCGGACGCGGCUGUGAGGGGUUGGGCGGUGCGAGCGCUGGAGCGCAUACCGAGCGGCGCAUUCGUGUCCAACUACUCGGGCGAAGUGGUGUCGCUGAUUGAGGCCAACACCCGGUCGACGACAUACCUGUUCGACUUGUCGGCCACUAUCGACGAUCGGGACAACGAGUAUACAUAUGUGAUCGACGCCGACAAGUGCGGUAACGUCAGCCGUUUUAUUAACCACUCGUGCGAACCCAACUGCCGCGGCCUCUACUCAUACGUCCGCUCGUAUAACAAACAGUUGCCGACUGUUUCGCUGUUCACCACCCGUGCGAUCAAACCGUACGAAGAGCUCACCUAUGAUUACGGCAAUCAACUCAUCGAUAUGUACGACUUCAGCGGCACUGACGACACCCAAUCCGUGAGCAGCGCUAGCGGUAGCUAUAAAACAGCGACAAUGGAUGUGAGCCAAGAGGUGGACAGUAAUGGCAAUUGUAAUGGUGUGGCAAAGGGGAUGUCUAAUGGCGUGAGUAAUGGCGUAUCCAAUGGUGUGGUCAAUGGCGAGUCCAGUGGUAUAUCUAAUGGUGUGGCCAAUGGUGGUGGUAAGACCAGACCCGCUGCCGACAGACCCGAGCGCUUGACCUUAAAUCGCAUUGAGUGUCACUGCGGGUCAAAGACACGUGUGGACACGAGUGUGUCAUUCAGACCUCAACACACAUUACAGUACGACAAGUUUGUCGAUUACGUCGAGUGGACGGUCGGCCAAGGGUUGCAGGACUUGGCGGUACUCCACCGCAUGUCUGACCACAAACACACUGUCGCCGAACUCCGCUCCGCACCGAAGCUCGUGAAACAAUGGAAGAGAGAAAUGAAGAGAAAAAUUGGCCACUUUUUUACCCUAGAGUUUGACCGCAAUAGUAAUGAAGAGAGACUUCAAGCGAUGGACGCCGUCCAAGAGGUGGCCCAACAUUUACGGCUGGAGGCCAACGGCUUCGAGACGCUGACCGAGUGGUUCGAGUUCAUUGACCGGCAGUCCGAAGUGUCCGCUGGAUUGUCCCGAUUCGCCCUCACGUGUAAUAAAGUGAUCGCCGAUAAGCGCGAAGGCCUCAAGAUAUCGGUGACCAACGAUUACGACCUGGAAGUGCCUGUUUUGGAGCAAUACGUCGGCGAAUGCGUGUACGACAACACACUGUUCCCGAAGUCGAAGGGAUGCGCUGCCGGCGACACAUCGCUGGUCAGCGACGACAGUCGCAAACGAGUGGCGGAACAUCCCUUCAACAGCCCGUCGCCAACCAGUGAGACAUUAGUGAGUAAUGCCGACAAAAGAGUCGUAACCAUUGAUUUAGACAUGGAUUCAAUGGACGAAAUACCCGAGUAUUUCCUGCAUUCCUAUGGAGUCUCGUGUGUGGAUGGGAUUCGCGACCACAGCAUCGGCUCGAACGGUCAGAUCCAGUCUCUGUUGAAAUGCAAGGGCUGUCCCGAAGAGAACAGCUGGGAGUUGUCGUGGGAAGAGUUGGACGCGUUUACCAAAUACCUUAAGCUAGUGGUGAGCCCGGGGUAUAACGACCUGGCCGUACUCUACCGCCUGUCCCACCGGAAACACACUGUCGCCGAACUGCGAGCCAAUCAGAAGCUAGUGAUCACUCUUAAGACAAACAUCGAGGCAAAAGUGCGCGACUUUUUUGGCCAGAAGUUUGACCGCAAGACAAACCUCGAGAGGCAUCGGGCGAUGCAAGCCGUCAAAGACGUGGCCAAACGCUUGAAACUGGAGGCCAACGGCUUCCCAACGCUUACCGAUUGGUUUGAUUUCAUCGACUGGCGGCACGAAUUGGCCGAUCGAUUGGCCGCCACCUGUAAUAAAGAGAUCGCUAAGAAGCGCGAAGGCCUCGAGAUAUCGGUGUCCAACGAUUACGACCUGGAAGUGCCUGAAUUGGAGCAAUACGUCGGCGAAAGUUAUACUUUAGAAGAAGUAGAACAAGAAGAAGAGGAAGAAUUGACAAGAGUUGAUGAAUCGCUGGUAAAUAAUAUCACAAAUCUUCGAAUCACAUCCAAUGAAUGGCGAGACACGGUUGACACCAAUACUAUAAGAAGUAAAUCAAAGUCCAAUGUGUGGCCGAAUACGAGUCAACCGAUGCAACCAAUUAGUUAUGCGCUAGUGGUGAGCCCGGGGUUCGACGACUCGGCCGUACUGUACCGCUUGUCUGACCACAAACUCCGCUCAACAUCUAAUCUGAUGAACCGAUUGAAGAGAGAUAUUGAGAAAAAAAUUGGCACAUUUUUUACCCUAACGUUUGAUCGCAACAGUAAUCCCGAUAGGCAUCGGGCGAUGAAGGAAGUUGAAAACGUGGCCAAACAGUUGCGGCUGAAGGCCAACGACUUCCCAACGCUUACCGAUUGGUUUGAGUUCAUCGACCGGCGGUUCGAAAUGCCCGCUCGAUUGGCCCGAUUCGCCCUCACGUGUAAUAAAGUGAUCGCCGAUAAGCGCGAAGGCGUCGAGAUAUCGGUGUCCAACGAUUACGACCUGGAAGUGCCUGAAUUGGAGGAAUAUGUCGGCGAAUGCGUGUCACUGUUGCCGAUGUCUACGGCCACCGACGCCGAGAAGUAUACGCUUCGCUUAUGUGAAUGCGAGAACUGUUACGAUGAACGGCUCACGUGUUGUCUGCCACCCGGUUUCGCGAUGGUCUACGACGGCAAGGGUUUGCACCGGAAGUAUCUUCUAAAAGAAAUUCCUAAUCCAAUGAUCUUCGAGUGUACCCACAAGUGCCGAUGCGGUGCCGAGUGUCCCAAUCGUGUGAUACAACGCGGCCGUCAGUAUCGGCUGGAGAUCUAUCGGCCGCCGGACGCGGUCACCAGGGGUUGGGCCGUGCGAUCGCUGGAUCCCAUACCGAGCGGCGCAUUCGUGUCCAACUAUUCGGGCGAAAUCAUAUCAUCGACAGAGGCUAACAAUCGGUCCAACAUAUACUUGUUUGACGCAAAUUGGCCGGAAUGCCCUUAUAUUGGGACAGUUGGCAAUCGGGCCAAUCAGUAUGUGAUCGACGCCUACAAGAAGGGUAACGUCAGCCGUUUCAUAAACCACUCGUGCGAUCCCAACUGCAAGGUCUUCUACUCAUACAUCCACUCGGAUAACAAACAGUUGCCGACUGUUUCCCUCUUCACCAUCAAAGAGAUCAAACCGUACGAAGAGUUGACCUAUGAUUACGGCAGUGGACUUAAGAAUUCGCCCGACAGUAACAGCCAAUUGUUGAACAGCGCUGGCGAUGGAUUCAAUACAACAAUUGAUUUGACUGAAGAGGAAGACAGUAAUGAUAACGACGUGUCCACUGGUGUGGCCAAUGGUGGCGGUGAGAGCAGACCCGCUGCCGACAGACCCGAGCGGUUGGCCUUAAAUCGCAUUGAGUGUCACUGCGGCUCAAAAUAUUGCCGCAAUUUUCUGUCUCCGUCUCCUCUCCUUCUUAUUGUUCUUCUUGUUCUUCAUUUGUCGCUUCAAAAGUGUCUUUUGUUUCAUAUUUUUCAUCUCUUUUCGCAUUUCUUUUCGCUUCUGUUUAGCGGACGACACGUCCUUCCGGUGCUUCUCCUUCUCCCUCCUCUGGUAAGCCUUAUUCGUCUUCAGACUCUUCAAUGCCUCCAUUUUGUUGGCCUUCCGGGCGUCCAGUAUCUGCUGCCUCAGCUCAGAGGCCGAGCGGGCGGUACUCUUCACACCACUAUCACUACUGUCGGCCUCAGAAUCCGAUUGAUGGGCACCACUGGUGGUGACCGCCAACUGAUCGCCGCCAGUGUUAUCACCCAAACUGCCGGACAUGUCUUUGGGAUCAAAUGUGGUGAUACUGACAAACUGUUUGGGCAGUUCGUACGUUUCGGUGGUCUCCGCCGGGAGAGCCAUCGCCGCGAUGUCUUCCGUCGGGCGUUGACUGUCGUACAGUUUCAACAGCCGGUCCUUUUGGCGCUGCUUCGCCCGCAACCUCUCCUCCCGGAGCUCUUCGUC